Saccostrea cuccullata (small rock oyster) is the source of this 831-nucleotide messenger RNA. RefSeq lists its product as uncharacterized. The record is from RefSeq and is a predicted model, not a curated record. The coding region runs from base 1 to 831 and encodes 276 amino acids. The transcript has a single exon. Lineage: Eukaryota; Metazoa; Mollusca; Bivalvia; Ostreida; Ostreidae.
AUGCCUUUUGUUUACGAUGAUUUGUAUGAGGUAUGCCGUGAAUGGAGAUUUUUAAUUGAUUGGCUGCAAAAUUUUGGACUUCUCGGAAACUUUAGUGGGAAAUGUAACUCGUGCAAUGAUGGAAAUGUUAAAUUAGUGGAGGACAAAUCUUACAGUAAGGACGGUAUUGUUUGGAGGUGUAGUAAUAGACAGUGUAACAAAAAAACGUCAGUAAGCAAGGGAUCUUGGUUUUUCGGAAGUCAUUUACUUCUAGAACAGGCAGUAAAAUUAACCUACUAUUGGGUACAUGAACUACCCGGUGAUUUUAUUGGACGGGAACUUAAAAUUGGAAGUGAUCACACCAUUGUGGACUGGAAAAAUUUUGCGCGAGAGGUGUGUCUCUGCAUUUUAAAACAGGACAGUGAGAGGAUUGGUGGGCCAGGAAAGCACGUAGAGAUCAACGAAGGUAAGUUUGGCAAGAGGAAGUACCAUCGCGGUAAGAGAGUUGACGGUGUUUGGGUGUUUGGUGGGAUUGAAAGAGAGUCAAAGAAGUGUUUUUUUGAGGUAGUGGAGGACAGGAGCACAAACACCCUGAUUCCUAUUAUUAAGAAAUUUGUAGAACCUGGAACCAUUAUCUUAUCAGACUGUUGGAAAGCUUAUUGUAGUUUGAAGUCAGAGGGAUAUGAUCAUCUAACUGUCAAUCAUUCGAUCGAGUUUAAGAAUAAGGAAACUAGAGCCUGUAUAAAUCUUAUUAAAUCUACUUGGAAUGCAGUAAAGAAGUCUCUACCCAAAACUGGAACAGAGAAACAGCACUACGACAGUUAUCUAAUUGAGUAUUGCAUAAGAACGUAG